AUGGCUCUCAAGAGAAUUAACAAGGAACUCACUGACCUCGGCCGUGAUCCCCCCUCUUCUUGCUCUGCUGGUCCUUCCGGAGAUGACCUGUUCCACUGGCAAGCAACUAUCAUGGGUCCUGGUGACUCCCCCUACUCAGGAGGUGUUUUCUUCCUGAACAUCCACUUCCCCACCGACUACCCAUUCAAGCCCCCGAAGGUCAACUUCACCACUCGGAUCUACCACCCCAACAUCAACGCCAACGGCAGCAUCUGCCUUGACAUCCUCAGAGACCAGUGGAGUCCUGCCCUCACAAUCUCGAAGGUGCUACUUUCGAUCUGCUCCAUGCUCACAGACCCCAACCCCGACGACCCGUUGGUGCCGGAAAUCGCUCACGUGUACAAGACGGACCGUCCCCGGUACGAAGCGACCGCGCGGGAAUGGACUCGCAAAUAUGCCAUCUGA
This is a messenger RNA of Aspergillus tubingensis, 444 nucleotides long. Its product is annotated as putative ubiquitin conjugating enzyme (UbcD). The record is from RefSeq and is a predicted model, not a curated record. Gene Ontology annotation, molecular function: ubiquitin conjugating enzyme activity. Gene Ontology annotation, cellular component: nucleus. The coding region runs from base 1 to 444 and encodes 147 amino acids. Lineage: Eukaryota; Fungi; Ascomycota; Eurotiomycetes; Eurotiales; Aspergillaceae. The transcript has 5 exons. Gene Ontology annotation, biological process: ubiquitin-dependent protein catabolic process; protein polyubiquitination.